Amyelois transitella is the source of this 516-nucleotide messenger RNA. RefSeq names its product NEDD8 (gene Nedd8). Gene Ontology annotation, molecular function: ubiquitin protein ligase binding; protein tag activity. Bases 195 to 428 code for a protein of 77 amino acids. The record is from RefSeq and is a predicted model, not a curated record. The transcript is spliced from 3 exons. NCBI's taxonomy places the organism in Eukaryota, Metazoa, Arthropoda, Insecta, Lepidoptera, Pyralidae. Gene Ontology annotation, cellular component: nucleus; cytoplasm. Gene Ontology annotation, biological process: modification-dependent protein catabolic process; regulation of proteolysis; protein neddylation.
UUGCUUUGCUUUGCUUGAUCUUGGCUUGAUCAUUUUCGUAGAUAGAGAAGAGAGAGAUCAUUUUCUUUCUUCGAUUCGAAGUUUGGUUUGGUUCAUAAAAUUUUAGAUUGUGACCGGUAAAAACAAACAGUAAGAAAACAUUGGGACAAUAAAUAAAACAAAUAAAGUUAAAACAUUACAUUUAAACUUCUAACAUGCUGAUCAAAGUGAAGACACUUACAGGCAAGGAAAUCGAAAUAGAUAUUGAACCUACAGAUAAAGUAGAAAGAAUCAAAGAAAGAGUAGAAGAAAAGGAAGGAAUACCGCCGCAGCAACAACGACUUAUAUUUUCGGGAAAGCAGAUGAAUGAUGAAAAGACAGCCCAGGACUACAAAGUGCAGGGAGGUUCGGUUCUUCAUCUGGUGUUAGCACUGCGAGGGGGAGAGUGAUCUUUUGUGAUAAUUACUUUCUAAUAUUUAUACCUCUUAAUUUUAUUUCUCAUUUCUUGUAUAAAGUCAACAUGAUAUCAUAAAGUAA